GAGGAGCUCUAAAAUACCUUAUUUCCUGCACUGUUUCUGCUCUUCUCCAACUGCACACGGUGAACAAUGUACUUGGUUAUCAGACCGGUAAAAAUCGUGGAGUUUGAGCACAAGUGGACUUGGUAAUAGAGUUGAGAGCUGGGAGAUGAAAGAAAUAAUAAUGAACCAAGAAAAACUUGCCAAACUUCAGGCACAAGUCCGUAUUGGCGGCAAGGGCACCGCUCGCAGAAAGAAGAAGGUCGUGCACAGAACCGCAACAGCAGAUGACAAGAAACUUCAGUUCUCCCUAAAGAAACUAGGCGUCAACAACAUCUCUGGUAUCGAAGAGGUGAACAUGUUUACGAACCAGGGGACAGUGAUCCACUUCAACAACCCCAAAGUGCAGGCCUCCCUGGCAGCCAACACCUUCACCAUCACUGGCCACGCCGAGACCAAGCAGCUGACAGAGAUGCUGCCCAGCAUCCUCAACCAGCUGGGAGCAGACAGCCUGACAAGCCUCCGGAGACUGGCUGAGGCUCUACCCAAACAGGCUGGAGAUGGAAAAGCACCAAUUGCCCCCAUAGAGGAAGAGGAUGAUGAUGUUCCAGAUCUGGUGGAGAAUUUCGAUGAGGCUUCCAAGGAUGAGGCAAACUAAAGAAGAAAAAAAAACAGACCUUCAGGAGUCUCAACAGGACUGGGUUGGAUAGGGGCACUAGGAGUUAUUUUUUGUUUGUAUUUUUAUUUCUGAAAUGCUAUUUUGUGCACUGUGGUGUCUGUGUCCAGUUUGAGUCCGUGAGAGAUUGUACGGGUUGUCUGAGGUUCGUGCUCUUCAUAUUCUCUUCAGCUGUUUCUUCCAUGUUACUGAACCUGAUUUCUUUGCAGUCUGGCUGAAACCAUAUCUGGAAUAAACAUUUGCUAUUGUCAAUUUA
Molecule: messenger RNA, 908 nt
Organism: Salvelinus fontinalis (brook trout)
Lineage: Eukaryota; Metazoa; Chordata; Actinopteri; Salmoniformes; Salmonidae
Gene: btf3
Product: basic transcription factor 3
Exons: 6
Coding region: 146-634 (162 amino acids)
Cellular component (GO): nascent polypeptide-associated complex; cytosol
Source: RefSeq, a predicted model, not a curated record